This is a messenger RNA of Epinephelus lanceolatus (giant grouper), 1825 nucleotides long. RefSeq names its product methyl-CpG binding domain protein 3a (gene mbd3a). Lineage: Eukaryota; Metazoa; Chordata; Actinopteri; Perciformes; Serranidae. The record is from RefSeq and is a predicted model, not a curated record. Gene Ontology annotation, biological process: DNA methylation-dependent constitutive heterochromatin formation; negative regulation of transcription by RNA polymerase II. Gene Ontology annotation, cellular component: nucleus. Gene Ontology annotation, molecular function: methyl-CpG binding.
UCCUGACGGGAGACAGACAGCCAGCGGGGAUCGAUAACAAACAGACUCGGUGGAAAAUUAUGACUGCAACAAAAGGCAGCUAGCUGGCUACUUAUCGUUUCACAAGCCAGAAUCAAAGACAAGAAAACCAAGACAGCCGAGAGCAUGGAGAGAAAAGGUGUUCCUGUUAAGCGCAUUCUCAACAAGCCCCAGAUCGUCCGCACUCUGGGCAGCAACCUUCACACAGAUGUGAAUGCCAGCCACUCCCGGGGUGGAUGGUCGCUCCUGACCAAAGUGCAGCGCAGCAGGCACAAGCAUCUCUAUGACAUCAACCAUCAGAUCAGGGCCAAGCCUGACUUAAACACAACACUACCAGUUCGACAGACGGCAUCCAUCUUCAAACAACCAGUGACCAAGGUGACAAAUCAUCCCAACAACAAGGUGAAGACAGACCCGCAGAAGGCUGUGGACCAACCCAAACAACUGUUCUGGGAGAGGAAGCUCAGCGGGUUAAAUGCGUUUGAUAUCGCAGACGAGCUGGUGAAAACUAUGGACCUUCCCAAAGGCUUACAGGGUGUUGGUCCUGCGUGUUCAGAUAAAACGUUGCUUUCUGCCAUCGCCAGCGCUCUGCACACCAGCCCCGCGCCCGUCACUGGACAGCUCACUGCUGCAGUGGAGAAAAAUCCCGGAGUGUGGCUCAACACGACACAGCCUCUCUGCAAAGCCUUCGUAGUGACUGAUGAUGACAUCAGGAAGCAGGAAGACCUGGUGCAGAAUGUGAGGAGGCGGCUGGAGGAAGCCCUCACAGCUGAUAUGUUGGCUCAUAUAGAGGACACCGCUGCAGACGCAGCAGCAGCCAACAAAGUGGAGGAGAAGGUUGAGCAGGUGGAGAAGGAGGAAUUAUAGCCAAGGUUUGUUUGACAUGAAGUUUGCAGGUAAACUCCUCAGUUUCAAAUAAUUGGCUCCAUGAAGAUUUUUAUACACUUUCACCAGAGAUAGACCCUACAUGCAGAUACUCUGCAGCUUCUGUUUACCCACUCAAAGACUGUUUUCUUUUAUUUGUGUUUUUUUUUUUUACAUGUGACGGUGUAAUCCUGAAAGGGUGCUUUGGGUUCUCAGUUUGUUUUUACCUUUACUAUACUAAUGUAUGCCGACUUUCUUUAGACUCUAUGUUGUUUAGUGUUUUCAGGAAACAAUGACAUCACCAUUUCGCCAUUGACACAAUAGGGAGUCAAAGGAAAUUACUGUUCCUACAGCAGUUUAUGACAGUUCUGGAUGAUGCUCUAUACAAUGCAGUGUUACAUUUAACAGCUGUUCAAGCUCAAAGUUAAAACACAAACCUGUUGCGUGUGUGUGUGCGACUGAAGUGUGUGUGUGUGUGUGUGUGUGUGUGUGUGUGUUGAAUGUAUCAGUUCAUGUUGAUGUCUUAAAGUGUGUUUCUUUUUAACAUGUUGCUCUUUUAUAUUUUACUCUGGCACUGUAGGUAGUGUGUUCAUGUUCGGAAGCAUAGAAACGGUGCAGUAUGUUUACAUGCACGCAGCACGCUGAGGCUGUGAAUAUAAAAAUUUAGUUUGAUUACAGGUUUAACAGUUCAGCACAGUGUUACUUCUCACCAUAUCCUGAGUGUACAUGGUUUAGAAGUUUAACGCUCGGUAUUCAUUUGAAAGAAUGACCAGUACUGCUUCAACAGCUACAUUUGAGUUUAAACAUUAACAGAAAAGGUGCGUACCCUCAGAAGAUUCAGACACAACACUGAUGUACCUCAUAACAAGAUGUACUGUACCUCAUUACAAGAUUCAUUAUUUGUCUCUGUACCACUGUCAAAUAAAUGCAGCUCUUUCAUGAC